CGGACCCAGGAGGCCCAAGGAGCUGGCCGAGACCCUGAGGUAGCAAGACCCCAGAGGAAGGGUGUGAGCCCCGCAGAGGACUGUGCCUGUGCUACACCCCAGGCUGGGCUCCUGUUAGGCGGGGGUGCCUGUGCCCAGGCAGCGGCUCAGAGGCAGCUGCUCCAUGCAGAGCUAAAGCUGGUUCUGCAGCAGAAGGGAGAGAGGAAGCAGGAGCCUGGGGCUCGGGUGACUCCCAGCUGUGCCAUGGAGGCCAGGAGCCGGAGCGCUGAGGAGCUGAGGCGGGCGGAGUUGGUGGAGAUCAUCGUGGAGACUGAGGCGCAGACCGGGGUCAGCGGUAUCAACGUAGCAGGCGGCGGCAAAGAGGGAAUCUUUGUCCGCGAGCUUCGGGAGGACUCGCCCGCGGCCAGGAGCCUCAGCCUGCAGGAAGGAGACCAACUACUGAGCGCCCGUGUGUUCUUCGAGAAUUUCAAGUACGAGGACGCACUACGUCUGCUGCAAUGUGCCGAGCCUUACAAGGUCUCCUUCUGUCUGAAGCGCACUGUGCCCACCGGGGACCUGGCGCUGCGGCCUGGCACCGUGGCCGGCUACGAGAUCAAGGGCCCACGGGCCAAGGUGGCCAAGCUGAACAUCCAGAGUCUGUCCCCCGUGAAGAAGAAGAAGAUGGUGAUGCCCGGGGCCCUGGGGGCCCCUGCAGACCUGGCCCCUGUUGACGUCGAAUUCUCCUUUCCCAAGUUCUCCCGUCUGCGUCGGGGCCUCAAAGCCGAGGCUCCCAAGGGUCCCGUCCCAGCUGCCCCAGCCCGCCGGCGCCUCCAGCUGCCUCGGCUGCGCGUCCGAGAAGUGGCAGAAGAGGCCCAGGCAGCCCGGCUGGCCGCUGCUGCUCCUCCCCCAAGGAAAGCCAAAGUGGAGGCUGAGGUGGCAGCAGGAGCCCGUUUCACAGCCCCCCAGGUGGAGUUGGUUGGGCCCCGGCUGCCAGGCGCCGAGGUCGGUGUCCCCCAGGUCUCAGCCCCCAAGGGACUGGGAGAGGUGGCUCUCCACCUGCCAAGCCUUGGACUAGGAGCCCCCACUGCCCCUGCUGUGGAGCCUGUGGCCCUAGGGAUCCAGGUCCCCCAAGUGGAGCUGCCCACCUUACCAUCGCUCCCCACUCUGCCCACACUUCCCUGCCUGGAAACCCGGGAAGGGGCUGCGGCCGUGACGGUGCCCACUCUGGAUGUGGCAGCGCCUGCCAUAGGAGUGGACCUGGCCUUGCCAGGUGUGGAGGUGGAGGCCCGAGGAGAGGCACCUGAGGUGGCCCUGAAGAUGCCCCGCCUCAGUUUUCCCCGAUUCGGGACUCGAGCAAAGGAAGUCGCCGAGGCCAAGGUGGCCAAGGGCAGCCCUGAGGCCAGGGUGAAGGGGCCCAGACUUCGGAUGCCCACCUUUGGGCUUUCGCUCCUGGAGCCCCGGCCGACUGCUGCCGAAGCUGCUGUCGAGAGCAAGCUGAAGCUGCCCACCAUCAAGAUGCCCUCGUUUGGCCUUGGGGUCUCAGCCCCUGAGGUCAAGGUGCCCAAAGGGCCUGAGGUGAAGCUCCCGAAGUUGCCGGAGAUGGCCGUGCAGGUGCGGCUCCCCGACGUUCAGCUCCCCAAAGUCCCCGAGAUGAAGCUCGACGAGAUGAAGCUCCCAAAGGUGCCAGAGAUGGCCGUGCCCGAGGUGCGGCUCCCCGACGUUCAGCUCCCCAAAGUCCCCGAGAUGAAGCUCCCCGAGAUGAAGCUCCCGAAGGUGCCAGAGAUGGCCGUGCCCGAGGUGCGGCUCCCCGACGUGCAGCUCCCCAAAGCCCCCGAGAUGAAGCUCCCCGAGAUGAAGCUCCCGAAGGUGCCAGAGAUGGCCGUGCCCGAGGUGCGGCUCCCCGACGUGCAGCUCCCCAAAGCCCCCGAGAUGAAGCUCCCCGAGAUGAAGCUCCCGAAGGUGCCAGAGAUGGCCGUGCCCGAGGUGCGGCUCCCUGACGUGCACCUCCCCGAGAUGAAGCUCCCGAAGGUGCCAGAGAUGGCCGUGCCAGAUGUGCAACUCCCAGAGGUAGGCCUCCCCAAAGUGUCAGAGAUGAAGCUCCCGAAGGUGCCGGAGAUGGCUGUGCCCGAGGUGCGGCUCCCCGACGUGCAGCUGCCGAAAGUCCCUGAGAUGAAGCUCCCCGAGAUGAAGCUCCCUGAGAUGAAACUGCCAGAGAUAAAACUCCCCAAGGUGCCCGAGAUGGCUGUGCCCGAGGUCCACCUCCCGGAGGUGCAGCUGCCAAAGGUGUCAGAGAUUCGACUGCCAGAAAUGCAGGUGCCCAAGGUCCCAGAGGUGCAUCUUCCGAAGGCGCCCGAGGUGAAGCUGCCCAAGGCUCCGGAGGUGCAGCUAAAAGCCGAGCAGGCAGAGGGGAUGGAAUUUGGCUUCAAGAUGCCCAAGAUGACCAUGCCCAAGCUAGGGAGGGCAGAGUCUCCAUUGCAAAGCAAGGCAGGCGAGGCAGGGGCUGAGGUCUCUGGGAAGCGGGUGACACUGCCCUGUCUGCAGCCAGAGGUAGGUCCCGAGGCUCGUGUGGGCGUCCCCACUCUCACACUGCCCUCCGUGGAGCUAGACCUGCCGAGGGCCCUCAGCCUGGAGGGGCAGGUCCCAGCAGCCGAAGUGGGCAAGGUGGAGCGGGCAGAGGGCCCUGGGGUGGCCGCAGGGGUCGGGGAAGUGGCCUUCCGAAUGCCCUCUGUUGAAAUCGUCACGCCACAGUUGCCCACUGUGGAAGUAGAGGAGGGGCGGCUUGAGGUGAUGGAGAUGAAAGUCAAGCCCUCCUCCAAGUUCUCCCUGCCCAAGUUUGGACUCUCGGGGCCCAAGGUGGCCAAGGCAGAGGCUGAGGGGGCUGGGCGAGCCACCAAGCUGAAGGUGUCCAAGUUCGCCAUCUCACUCCCCAAGGCCCGAGCGGGGACUGAGGCUGAAGUGAAAGGGGCAGGGGAGGCAGGCCUGCUGCCUGCCCUCGAUCUGUCCAUCCCGCAGCUCAGCCUGGACGCCCGUCUGCCCACAGGCAAGGUGGAGGUGGCAGGGGCUGACGUCAAGGUCAAGGGGCCGAGGUUUGUCCUGCCCAAGUUUGGGGUCAGGGGCCGGGAUGCUGAGGCAGGAGAACUAGCGCCAGGGGUGGCCGAGUUGGAGGGCAAGGGCUGGGGUUGGGAUGGGAAGGUGAAGAUGCCCAAGUUGAAGAUGCCCUCCUUUGGGCUGGCUCGGGGGAAGGAAGCUGAAAUCCAGGGUGGGCAUGUCAGCCCAGGAGAAAAGCCCGAGUCCGUGGCUGGGCAGCUUAAGAUCCCUGAGGUGGAGCUGGUCACCCUGGGGGCCCAGGAGGAAGGGAGGGCUGAGGCGGUAGUAGCUGUCAGUGGCGAACGGCUGUCAGGCCCCCAAGUGUCCGUGACCAGGCCGGCAGGCACUGAGGGCCAGGAGGGGGCGCUGAGGAUGCCCCUGGGCAUCUCCCUGCCCCAGGUCGAGCUGUCUGGCUUCGGGGAGGCCGGCCUGGGCACCACCACUGGACCACAGGUCAAGGGUGCAGCCCUGUCAGUGGAGAGUGCAGCAGGCUACAGGGUCCAGGUGCCUCAGGUGACUUUGUCUCUGCCUGGAGCCCAGGUGGCAGGUGGCGAGCUGUUGGUAGGUGAGGGCGUCUUCAAGAUGCCUGCUGUGUCGGUGCCCCAGGUUGAGCUGGACGUGGGGCUGGGCCGAGAGGCGCAGGUGGGUGAGGCAGCCACAGGCGAGGGGGGCUUGAGCCUGAAGAUGCCCACACUGGGGGCCAGAGCUGAGGCUGGGGAAGAGGGGUCUGGAGACCAGUCCCCAGGGGCCGAGCGCACCUUCCACCUCUCACUACCCGACGUCGAGAUCUCCCCACCCACCGUGGGUGGCCAUGCUGAGUACCAGGUGGCAGAGGGCGACGGGGAGGCCGGACACAAGCUCAAGGUGCGGCUGCCCCGAUUUGGCCUGGUUCGGGCCAAGGAGGGCGUUGAAGAGGGUGAGAAGACCAAGAGCCCCAAACUCAGGCUGCCACGAGUGGGCUUCAGCCAGAGCGAGGCAGUCCCUGGGGAGAGCUCCCCCAGCCCCGAGGAGGAAGAGGAGGAGGGUGGCGGGGAAGGGGCCUCUGGGCGCCGAGGCAGAGUCCGGGUCCGCUUGCCCCGUGUGGGCCUGGCCACCCCGUCUAAGGCCUCUCGGGGCCAGGAGGGCGAGGCAGCCCCCAAGUCCCCUGGUGGGGAGAAGUCACCCAAGUUCCGCUUCCCCCGGGUGUCCCUAAGCCCCAAGGCCCGGAGUGGGAGUGGGGACCAGGAAGAGGGUGGAUUCCGGGUUCGGCUGCCCAGUGUGGGGUUUUCAGAGACAGGGGCUCCAGGCCCUGCCAGGAUGGAGGGGGCUCAGGCUGCUGUCGUCUAAAGCCCCAGAGCAGAGGGAACGUCCCCUCCCAUUCCCUAUUCCUGCCUCCUUCUUGUUUUGUGUGUGAGAUAACUAGCACUAACGCCUCAGAGGGCCGGGAGGUGGCUGACUGACCGGGACCGGGCCAGGGAGGCCUCAUGCCUGGCUCACUGGCAGGAGGGCCUGUAUCUUGCCGAACCAUGUGAAUAAAAUAAUCCAGAG
This is a messenger RNA of Enhydra lutris kenyoni (northern sea otter), 4593 nucleotides long. Its product is annotated as periaxin. Gene Ontology annotation, molecular function: protein binding. Gene Ontology annotation, biological process: regulation of RNA splicing; peripheral nervous system myelin maintenance. Gene Ontology annotation, cellular component: nucleus; cytoplasm. The record is from RefSeq and is a predicted model, not a curated record. NCBI's taxonomy places the organism in Eukaryota, Metazoa, Chordata, Mammalia, Carnivora, Mustelidae.